GUAAAUAAGUUUUACCGAUCUCAUCCAAUUCACGGACAGCACACAUCGUCAUCUCUCAUCGAAUAGCUCACACUCGUCUUCUUAAUAACCUCAUGGGUCUAGCUCAUCCUUCCGCUUAAAGGACAUAGCCAUCACACUCUUGUAAUCGAGUUCCUCACCACUGAUUCUCAUCAAGACUUCAGCCAUGUCGGACGUGGUAAUUCGAGAAAUCGUCAAGGGGACUAUCCUCACCUUCUCAAAGCCAUUUAAACGCAUGGGGAUCACGCCCAUCGGCGGUCGUUCAACCGCAAUCAAGCUCUCUGAUUCAUCCGUAUGGAUCUUGGCUUCUACGCCAUUGACGGACGAGACUCGCGACAAACUCGAUCAACUUGGUCCCGUCAAAUACAUCGCUGUGGCAGACAUAGAGCAUACUGGGUUCACCACUCAAUACACCGAAGCUUACCCGGAUGCAAAGGUGUAUGGCCCCGAAGGCGCCGCUAGCAAGCUGGGCAUCAACGUCCACGAAUGGACUGCGGAUAAGAAUCACAACCCAAUGGAGUACGACAGCCAGGUACUCAAAGAUGAGAUCAAAAGCGAAUACUUUGAUGGGUUCAUCAAUAAAGAUAUUGCGUUCCUCCACGUGCCCAGUAAAACUCUUGUCCAAGCCGAUCUGCUCUUCAAUUUGCCUGCGAAUGAACAGUAUUCGAAAUCCAAGGAAUCUCCUACCAAUUUCACCAAUUGGUUUGCAACCUUGAAGCCCGACUCGAUCCUACACCAACGAUUUGUAUACAACCUUGCCGCUGUCAACAAAAAAUCGAUGGCCCAUUCUGUGGCCAAAGUGGAUCAAUGGGACUUUGAUCGGAUCAUACCAUGUCAUGGUGAUGUUAUCGAGACUGGGGGCAAAACAGCUUGGAGGAAAGCGUACUGCCUAUAUUUUGACGAUAUUAAAAAUGGGAAAUUUCCUGGAAUCGGAACUUCCAAGGACCAGUAGACUGUUUUAGCACACUCGCCGAUCUUUCUUAUAUCGGGUGAUCACAGCUUGAUUUGUCUUCUCCUCCCACUUUGCUCAUUAUUAAUAUACUUUGAAACAUGCUUACUCUAUGAUGAUCAAGUCCGCUUGCCAAAAACAA
Molecule: messenger RNA, 1109 nt
Organism: Puccinia graminis f. sp. tritici CRL 75-36-700-3
Lineage: Eukaryota; Fungi; Basidiomycota; Pucciniomycetes; Pucciniales; Pucciniaceae
Exons: 9
Coding region: 185-970 (261 amino acids)
Source: RefSeq, a predicted model, not a curated record